This is a messenger RNA of Nerophis lumbriciformis (worm pipefish), 1503 nucleotides long. The record is from RefSeq and is a predicted model, not a curated record. Lineage: Eukaryota; Metazoa; Chordata; Actinopteri; Syngnathiformes; Syngnathidae.
AUGACGGCAAAGAAGAAGAGCAACGCCGGCGAGAAGGCCCCCACCGCCGCUGCCCCGGUGCAAAAAGAAGAAAAGAAGCCCCAGAAAAGCAACGGGGUGAGCAGUUCCGCAGCAGCCCAGGCGCCGGCGCGCAACUCUGGGAAGAAGAGCGGCGGCAACAGUAGUAGUAGCAGCAGCAGCAGCAACAAUAGUACCAGCAACAGAAGAAGCUGUCUGAGCACCCUAUGCUCCGUGCUCUUCUACGCGGCCAUGAUCGGAGGCGCCGGCCUAGCCGCCUUCCACUUGCAGAAAGUGGUCGAGGAGAUCCGACAGACAAGCGCAAAAAACUCAGAAAGCGCACAAAUCAGCGCCGAGCUCAGCGGCAAAAUGGAGAGCGUUGUUCAACAGGUGGCAUCUCUGAAAGGUGCAAUGGCCAGUCUGGAGUCAUCAUUUGGUGCAACCCGUGCAGAGGUGGAGGGCGCCUUGACCAGGAUCGCACGGGGCGAGGAGGAGACCAGGCGAGUGGAGGAAACCCUUCAAAAGCUUCAGAACGACCUCCUCCGGGAGCUCUCAGAGGGCAUGGGUGAAGUAAAGGAGGCCCGCGAGCGUGACUUCUCUUCCCUUGAGACGACGGUGGAGCAGCGUCUGGAGGAGGUGAGCCGCUCGGUGCGUGCCAGCGUGGCUGAAUUCACCGAGGCACAGGGCGAGGCCCGCAACCAGUUGGCUGAUCUGGAGGCCCGACUGGGCGGCAUCGAAGACCCGGCCGCUGUCAAGCUAGAGCUAGCCGCCAUCGUUGACGCGGUGGCCGAGAUCAAGGUGGCCAAGCAGGACGCAGACUCGAUGGCUGCGUCUGUCCGGGAGCAGAUCCAAAAAGUGAGGGAGGAGCUUCAAACACGCAGCCAGGAAGUAGAGUCCAUCUCCCAGGAAGUGGAAUCCGUCAGGUCGCUGGUGCAAGACACGGUGGGAAACCUCAAGCUGUCCGUGUCCGGCGCCGAGGCGCAAGUCCAAGCCCUCGGGGACCGAACAGGGACUCUGGAAAGCGGCUUGGAGCGGGCAUCUGAGAAGGCCCGUGACAUGGAGAGCAAGCUCAACGAGGUCAAUGCGCAGACACAGAAAAGAGUUGAAGACAUAGAAGGCCGGAUCAGAGCUUCAGAGGAGAGCUCUGAUUCCAUCACUGCCAAGGUAGAGUCGCUCCUUUCCCAGCUGGACACCCGUGAAAGCGACCUAGCGGGGUCUGGAGUCUCGGGGAAGGAGAUGAAGGCGCUGAGCGAAAACCUGGCGGCGUUGAAAGCCAGCGUCACGGUUGUGGAGGGGGUGCAGGACUCGCUGGCUGCUGCUGACUCGCUGACAGUCGGGCGGCUGGAGGGGCUGGAAAGGCUGGCGGCCACGGCGGCCGAAGAGCACGCCGCCGAGCUGGAGGAGCAGCGACAAGCCAUCGCUUCCAUGCGGGCGGCUCUAGGCGAGUACGCCCGCACGCUGGCGGAAUUAUCUCAAGGAGCUGCUGGCCAAACGCAAGAAGAAUAA